AUGUGCUUCGACAGCUGCGUCACGAUCGACUCGGUCACGGGUUCCAAGCACAUCCCUGCUUCGGCGCGCAUCGACCCUAGCUCGCUCCAGUUUCACCCUCUUUCGGUAACAGCAGCUUCAAAGGAUGCCAAGGUAUCGGUAACGCUUUUCCAUCUAGGUAGCAUUCGCAGCUAUCGUCAGGCUUGGGUGGAUGAUUCUUGGGAUUCAGAUGCACAGAGGCGCCUCGAGAAGGCCAAGCAGCAGGUGGAGCUCCCUAUUAUGAGCGCAUUGAUCGAGCACAAUCCCUCUGGCGAAAAAUGGCUGUGGGAUCUGGGUAUGUGCAAUGACCUCACUGUUCUUCCCGAAUUCAUAGCCAACGGCUCGGCCAAGUUCCUCGACCCGCAACUGAACGACCACGGACAGCUCAAGAAUGUUCUGCUGAAGAAGUUCAACGUCGACUCGAUUGACAAGAUUGGGCUGUCCGGUAUCAUUUUCUCUCAUGUUCAUUUGGAUCACUACGGCAACCUGUUGGACUUCCCCACCUCGUUACCAGUGUUCGUCGGCCCCGGGACCAUGGAUUGGGUGGGCGGAGGUGAAGAUGCCGCCAAAAGGGGUGAAAAGGGCUUGAUAAUGUUCCCGACGAGGUUCCUCACAGAUCGUACUUUUGUCGAGAUGCAGGACGUUGUGAACAGUGCGGUUAAUGACAAGGUCAAGAGCCGAGUCAAGGAUAUCAAAGUGGGACCGUUUGAAAAGGCUUGGGAUUGGUUUGGCGAUGGGACUAUCAUCGUUGCUUCUGCCGAGGGCCACUGUCACGGCCACAUGGCGCUCCUAGCCAAAACAAACAGCCAACCCAAAUCAAACUACGUCCUGCUCGCCGGAGACGCGGCACACCAACAAGCGCUCUACCACCCGCUCCCGCCUCCUCUAGAGCUCAACAAAGAGAAUCUGUGCUCCUCAUCCACCGCCGAGUAUAACCACAAAUCCUACGCACCCGAAACGGACUUCCGUGCCACACCGGGCUACUUUGACCGAAGCAGCGGUAAGGCGGUAACGGAUCGUGCUAUCCCACAGGACAUGGCAUCGUGCAUGCAAGACUUUCCGGACAAGGCGAUGCGCACGCUGGCGGCUCUAUCGCGCCUCGAGGCUUGUGCGGAUGUCAUGGUCGUUUUAGCGCACGAGAUCGAAUUUGUCAAAGCUGUCGGGCUGCAGGAAGGUGCGGAGAUUGUGGUCGACGAUUGGCAAGCGCAGGGGUACAAGGAUGCAAAAAUCGAGCUGGGAAAGCAAGCUAGAGGUCGUCUGGUGGCCUUGUGA
Sporisorium graminicola is the source of this 1290-nucleotide messenger RNA. RefSeq lists its product as uncharacterized. The transcript is spliced from 3 exons. The coding region runs from base 1 to 1290 and encodes 429 amino acids. Lineage: Eukaryota; Fungi; Basidiomycota; Ustilaginomycetes; Ustilaginales; Ustilaginaceae. The record is from RefSeq and is a predicted model, not a curated record.